AUGAUUAGCCAGCGAGUCGCGCUCGAGGCGUUACUCGGCCUCUUACAAGCGUCCGCCUUGACAACUGCAAUCCUCUGCGUCUAUAUCGUCUAUAGCGUCGGCUGGCGAUAUUUCAGAUGGCGAAGUUGGCUUCCAGGCGUGCCAGGGCCUGCCAAUCCUUCCUUCUUUCUCGGGAACUGGGCCGACUUCGCAGUGAGUCGUGGCGCGAAGGGCUGAAUUUUGCUCGCCCGCCUUGCCUGCUGACCGACGUGCUUCGCCCGUCGAUUCAGGAUGAGGAUCUCUGCGACUUGUUCCUCAAAUGGAGCCAAAAGUAUGGAGGCAUGACAAAGAUGUCGGCGUUCAUGGGAGUGAGUGACAGCUGUCUUGGUAACAGCUCGUUGGGCACCGCGGCUCGCUCGACCACAUGCUCGCCUGCGCAGACUGAUCUGCUCCGAUGCAACAUAUCGCACAGGAAAAGCGCUUGGUGGUGACGGAUCAUGUAGCUCUCAGGCACAUUCUGGUCUCGCGUCCUUACGCGUACCCCAAAGGCGUGGAUACGGCUAGGGUUCUGACAAGCCUUAUGGGCGCGGGACUGCUGGUGAGCGAAGGAGAUGUGCACAAGAGACAACGCAGGGCCAUCGAAGCUGGAAUGUCGCCUGCGUCCAUCAAGCGACUGGGUCCAGUAUUCAUGUGAGUGCAGCUAGCAAGGGCGCUGCGACCUGGUAGCUACUUCGAGGACUCACCUUGUCCGCUUUGGGGAACCUCUCCUCGCAGCUUCUAUGCUCGGCGCCUGCGCCACAAGUUGCUGCAACAUGUGGACAAGGAGCUGCGGACUGCCAGAACCAAACCCGCGGGGACUGCGUCUGAUCAAGGUGUACUGAUCGACAUGCUAAGAGCAAGCUCUCGAGCUACUCUGGACGUGCUAGGGCAUGCCGCUUUUGGGCUUCGUCUGGAUUGCCUGGAAGAUACUGAGCUCAUACGACCAGGCUUCGACAAGGAGCCCACUUGGUUGGACAACGAGAGGGAGAAGUCUGCCAGCUCCAGCCCGCUCAUUCGAGCCUAUGACCAGGCGCUGCAGCUAGCAUCCAGCAAUUCGCAGUGGCGCAUGUUGCUGGACAUUGCCAUCAUGUUCUUCCCUAGCUUGGUAUGGAUACCCAUUGGAACACAGAGCCGCACCUUUGGCAGGGCGCAAAAGCACCUGCGAGAGCAAGCUGAGAAAGUCGUCGAAGAUGCCAAGGCAGAUUUGGAUGCUGCGAGCGCCGAUGCCGACAAGUUGUUGCGAGUGGAAGGCGGAGCCGGCUCAUCGGCUGCAACGUAUCGUGGUGAAAGGGCAGACUUGCUUGCAAGCAUGAUGCGAGCAAAUGCCCUAUCCAAACAGGCCGCUCGCGAUGCAAGUGAAAGUCACAUUCCCGAAGCGUUUUUGCAAGCUCGGGCAGCGGGUGAUUCAGGGGCUAAAUCGGGAGAGAAAAGGCAAGGGUCGCACAGUCCUUCACCAGUCUCGCCUCGCUCGCCCUUCUCUCGCUGGUCAAGCGUUCCAGAAUCGCCAAUGUCCUUGCAAAAGGCCACACUCGCAGAUGAAGAAGUCGUCGCCCAAGUAUCGACGUUCAUGCUUGCAGGCUUUGAAACCACCUCCACCCAGCUCACUUGGACCCUGCUCUAUCUGGCGGAGAAUUCCGCCUGCCAAGAAAAGAUGCGCGAGGAGCUUCGGGCUAAACGUACAGAACUCGGUCUCAGCCCUGUUGCUGGCUCUUGGCUGGGAACAGAGGACAUAGAUACACACACCGAUGCGUUCGGAGACCUUGAGAGGGAGCUGACUAUAGACGAGCUGGAAACACUGCCGUACCUGGACGCCGUCGUUCGAGAGGUCUUGCGGUUGCAGCCAGCAGGUGAGUCGCUAUAGCAGAAGUAGGUCGGAUCGUGAUUCUACUGCAGCUAAAGCGUAUGUCCCUCUUGACAGUCCACACCUCUUCGCGCGUUGCUAGCGAGGACGACGUCAUUCCGGUGGAUCCUCUAGCUUCGCCGAAUGUGCCGCGCUCGGGCGUGCGAGUGGAGAAGGGAUUGAUGCUGAUCAUCCCGCUUACCGCGAUCGGCAGAGAUCCUGAAUUGUGGGGAGAAGAUGCGGACAAAUUCAGGCCUGAACGCUGGAUCGAGGCGAGGAGAAGCGAUGGCUCUUGGGCAAUGGAAGGAGCCAAGCGGUGGUCUCGCACCGGUGGAGUCGCGUUUAUGAUGGGUCCGCGAGCCUGCAUAGGUGAGUUUGGUCAAGACGCAAAGUUGAAAGCGGCGCGAGCAAGCCUUUCGCUCAUAAUCCAUUCUGCUUCUUCAGGCAAUCGCUUUGCAGUAUCCGAGAUGAAGGCGCUCCUGUCUAUCCUGACUAGCACGCUGCAUUUUGAGAAAGGACGUCGACCUGUCACGCCAAAACGUUGGCUGGUCACCAGGCCUUGGGAUUGGACCGUCGACAGCGAACAAGCGCCGCUGAUGGUGCGCAGGAUUCAAGCGUAA
Molecule: messenger RNA, 2478 nt
Organism: Ceraceosorus bombacis
Lineage: Eukaryota; Fungi; Basidiomycota; Exobasidiomycetes; Ceraceosorales; Ceraceosoraceae
Source: the annotation of a GenBank genome assembly